Anopheles moucheti is the source of this 8651-nucleotide messenger RNA. It is a transcript of the gene Ppn, whose product is annotated as papilin. NCBI's taxonomy places the organism in Eukaryota, Metazoa, Arthropoda, Insecta, Diptera, Culicidae. Gene Ontology annotation, molecular function: metalloendopeptidase activity; serine-type endopeptidase inhibitor activity. Gene Ontology annotation, biological process: extracellular matrix organization. Gene Ontology annotation, cellular component: extracellular region; extracellular matrix. The transcript has 18 exons. The record is from RefSeq and is a predicted model, not a curated record. The coding region runs from base 102 to 7781 and encodes 2559 amino acids.
AGCACUGAGAUCAAGGGUUGUAUGUGCUAGAACGAGGAAAAGUCUACAAUCGUUUUAUGGAAUCGUUCAGAAUCGAUCAGAUAACCAGCUCAUAAACAAAAAUGAGAUAUACGAAAUUGUUAGUGUUACUAGUGACCUUACAGCUGAGCUUUACCGAAUCCAGACGGUUCGGUGCUCGACAUAAACGGCAGCAUAGCAGCAAUCUGUACCAGCCGGAAAGUUUCGUCAUACUCGGCGGCGAGGGACCACCGAACGAGCGGUGGGGACCCUGGGGCUCCCCGUCGGACUGUUCGCGGACGUGCGGUGGCGGCGUUGCGUACCAGGAGCGCGAAUGUCUUGAUCUGGAUCGCACCGGUACGCCCGUCUGUACGGGUGGAAAGCGAAAGUAUUUCUCCUGCAACACCCAGGAUUGUCCGGGGCGAGAAUUGGACUUCCGCAAGCAGCAAUGUUCGGAGUUCAACGAUGUACCGUUCGAGGGACAUCGGUACCAGUGGGUACCGUACACCCGGGCACCGAACCCCUGCCAGCUGAACUGUAUGCCCGUGGGUGAACGGUUUUACUACACGCACCGGGCGAAGGUAACCGAUGGAACGCGCUGCAAUGACGAGUCGUUUGAUGUGUGCGUCGACGGUACGUGUCAGCCGGUCGGGUGCGACAUGAUGCUGGGAUCGCAGGCGAAGGAGGACAAGUGUCGCAUCUGCCGGGGUGACGGUAGCAGCUGCAAGACGGCCACCGGGCUGCUGGAUGCGAACAAUCUGCAGGUCGGCUACAACGAUCUGCUGCUCAUCCCGUCCGGUGCGACGAACGUGCUCAUCAGCGAGCGGGAACCGUCGAACAACUAUCUGGCGAUACGGAACCUGACCGGGUUCUACCAUCUGAACGGCAACUAUCGUAUCGAUUUCCCGCGCACGAUCCACUUUGCCGGGAGCGACUGGCACUACGAGCGGCGCCCGCAGGGCUUUGCAGCGCCCGAUCGGCUGACGUGUCUCGGUCCGACGACGGAAUCGGUCUAUCUGGUGCUGCUGUCCCAGGAUCGCAACGUGGGCGUAAAUUACGAGUACAGCGUGUCAUCGGAGGUGGCGCCGGUCGACGAGCCGGACAGCUACUCGUGGAUGCAUACGGCGUUCGAACCGUGCCCGGUUAGCUGCGGCGGUGGUGUCCAAACGCGCAACGUCACGUGCAACAGCCGGGGUUCGCUCCGCGAGGUGGACGAGGGACUGUGCAAUUUGGGCGAAAAGCCACCGACGACACAAAAGUGCGGUCAGCAGUCGUGUCCACCGCGCUGGUUCGAGGGCCCAUGGAGCAACUGCAGCAAACCGUGCGGCACCGAGGGAAAGCAAACGCGCGAAGUGUACUGCGAGCGGGUGUCGGCCGAUGGCGAAACGAAAAAGAUCGAAGAUGAGGUUUGCCUUGAGCAGGUCGGCAACAAACCGGCCACGGAGCGCGAAUGCAACCAGGGUCUUAUCUGUCCCGAGUGGUUCGUUGGGCGGUGGUCUCCGUGUGAUAAGCUGUGCGGCGAGGGUGAACGAAAACGCAAGGUGGUUUGCUAUCGGAAGGAAAAUGGACGCAUCACGGUGCUGGAAGAUGACGAGUGCAUUACGGAAAAGCCAACCGUCAGCGAAAAGUGUAUGCUGCGACCGUGUGAAGGUGUGGAUUAUGUCACAUCGUCCUGGAGCGGGUGCGAUGAGUGUGGUGCAACCUUGGAAACGCGGACGGUGCACUGUGCGUCAAAGUCGGGAACCGUCUACGAUGCCUCGUUCUGUGCGGAUCGCCAAAUGCCGGAGCUGCAGCGCGAAUGCAAGCUGACACCGUGCGAAUACCAAUGGUACACGUCCCAGUGGAGCAAAUGUUCCGCCGUCUGCGGCAAGGGCGUACAGACCCGAACGGUCGUCUGCGGUAUGUUCGAUGGCCAGGCUCUCAAGCGGGCGGACGAUGAUUACAAGUGCGAUGCGGACCAGAAACCCGAGAAGGAACGCGAAUGUGACGGACCUCCCGAGUGCCCAGGGCAGUGGUUCGCCGGACCGUGGAGCGAUUGUGACAAGGGCUGCGGCGGUGGUAUGAUGGCGCGCAAGGUGCUCUGUCUCGCCAACGGUACCGUCGUGCCGGAAACGAACUGUGACGUGGACAAGAUCCAGCUGGCUACGGAAAGCUGCAACAAGCAUGACUGCACGGAGGAUGAAGUCAUACCGGUGACGGUUGGUAGCAAGCAGCCAGAGGAGGAUGACUACGACGACGAUGAGCUGUGCGACGAAGAGGACGAAGAUGGCACCGAUGAGGAGGAGGAUGGAUCGGGAGCGGAUGCGAGCACGGAGGGCCAGGACGGUGUAAUGAUGGUCACCGAAGAUACGACUCUGGCCGAAGGUGUUGAACUGGGCAGUAGCGUCAGUGGCACGACGGAAUCGUCCCUCGAGACGGACGAAGUUAUGAUGAGCGAUGCAACGGGCUUUGACACGGGAGCGACUGAUCCGGACGAGGGUUCGGUGACGGACAGCACAGUGGAAGGGUCCGGCGAUGGAACCAGCCGCAUGUCCGAACUAUCGGAAGCGUCGGGUGACGACAGCGAAGUAACGACGGUUGUGGCCGCAUCUCGUGCCUCGGAUGACGCAUCCUCGGAUGCGGUUGGUAGCUCUACAGAGGCCACCGGUUCUUCCGUCAGUUCGAUGGAAUCGGAAUCGGGCUCUUCUUCAGAGGCAAGCGCACAAAGCUCAACCGAGCCAUCGGAUAAGGUAUCGGACAGUCAAUCUACCACGGACGCUGUUGCGACCACAACGGAUAAUGUGUCCGCUACGGAAUCGUCUGAUACAACGACGGACGUUACGGAAACGUCCACUAGCUCCACUGACCUGGAAACGUCCACCGACCUGAGCAUGAGUUCGUCGACGGUAGAACCAACCAGUACGGUGGAUGAUGCGUCCACUACGGAUGUACCUUCCACGACCGGCAGUGACCUACUGAGCACAACUCCUGCUUCGGAUCUUGCAGCAACCAGCAGUCAGUCCGCUGGAUCCUCGGAAGCAUCAACCGACGUCAGUGCGACGGAAUCUAGCACCAAGCUGGUGGAAGGAUCCGAUGCCACCGAUAAAUCCUUGAUGUCUUCUUCCAGCGAAUCGUCCGUAACAGACACCUCCGCUGCCGGAACUAGCGAAUCGGGAUCUACGGAGGAAUCGGUUACGGGAGUUUCCACCGACGAUAGCUCCACUACUGUCGAAUCGACGGAACCCACCGCGACCGGUUCCACGGAAGACUUCACUGGCUCGACCGUAACCGAGGAGACAGUGGAGGACACCACAUUCGACAUCUGGGCGUCCUCGACAGAUUCGACCGAUGGCGAAACGGAUGACACCGAAAGUAGCACCCCGUACACGCUGACCUCGAUCAUUGCCAAGGAGCAGAAAUCGCGCAAAUGCAAACCCCGUCCGAAGGUGCCCCAGUGCGCCAAAUCUACGCACGGAUGUUGCCCCGAUGGCAAAACGAAAGCAACGGGACCGUUCCUCGAGGGCUGCAGUUUGGCGGAGACGUGCAAGGACACGAAGCACGGCUGCUGUCCGGACGGUUUGUCGCCGGCGAAGGGUCCCAACGGCAAGGGCUGCCCGAAGGCGGAGUGUGCCGACACACUGUUCGGAUGCUGUCCGGAUAAGGUUACGCCGGCCGAGGGUAAUGAUGCGGAGGGUUGUCCGGUCGAGACGACGACCGUCGCCGGAUGUACGGCAGGUAAAUUCGGUUGCUGUCCGGAUGGGACCACCGAAGCGAAGGGACCCAAUGCGAAGGGUUGUCCGGGUGUGGAAGAGAAGGGCGAGGAGACGCCAUCCGCCACGGAACAACCGAAGGUGGAAGAUCCUGCAGCACCGGUUGACGGUUGUGCCAGCACGGCGCACGGUUGCUGUCCGGACAAUACGACGGCUGCUACCGGACCGGAUGGUGCGGGAUGCGCACCGUGUGCCAAGGAACCGUUCGGAUGCUGUCCGGAUGGUAAUACGCCUGCCCACGGAUACAGUGGCGAGGGCUGCUGUCUGCAAACGCCGUACGGAUGCUGUCCGGAUAAUAUCGUCCCUGCACGCGGUCCCGACAUGGAGGGUUGUGAUUGCCAGUACGCACCGUAUGGUUGCUGUCCGGACAAUACGACGUCCGCCCGCGGUCACGAUAACGCAGGUUGCGGAUGCCAGUACGCGAAACACGGUUGCUGCCCGGACAAGGAAACGGAAGCGACGGGACCGGCGUUCGAGGGAUGUCCGUGUCACGCCCAUCAGUUCGGUUGCUGUCCGGACGGGGUCACCGCGGCCAAGGGACCGCACAACCACGGCUGCCACUGCUCCCACAGCGAGUUCAAAUGCUGCACGGACGAAAAGACACCGGCCACGGGACCGAACGGGGAGGGCUGCACCUGUGCGAACAGCCGGUACGGUUGCUGUCCGGACGGUGCCAGCGAGGCGCAGGGCAGCAAGUUCGAAGGCUGUGCCGUGGUGCCCGAAUCGCCACAGAAGGCUUGCGCGCUGCCGAAGGAUAAGGGACCGUGCCACAACUACACCGUCAAGCACUUCUUCGACGUGGAGUACGGUGGUUGCGGACGGUUCUGGUACGGUGGAUGCGACGGCAACAACAAUCGGUUCGAUUCGGUCGACGAGUGUAAGAACGUGUGCGAAACACCGACCGGCAAGGAUGUGUGCCAUCUGCCCAAGAUCACCGGACCGUGCACGGGACAGUACAACAUGUGGUACUACGACGCGGACCGGAACAUGUGCGGCCAGUUCACGUACGGCGGCUGUCUCGGCAAUGCCAAUCGGUUCGAGAAGCUUGAGGACUGUAAGGCGACGUGCAGCGUGGACGAUUCGAAACCACCAUGCGAGCAGCCGAUGGACGCGGGACCAUGCAAUGGUACAUUCGAGCGGUGGUACUACGACAAGGAAUCGGAUGCGUGCCAUCCCUUCUACUACGGCGGUUGCAAGGGCAACAAGAACAACUACCCAACGGAGGCCUCCUGCGGCUAUCACUGCAAGAAACCCGGCGUUCACAAACCGAGCUGUCGAGAACCGGUGGACGCUGGUAACUGCGAGGCACGGCAGGCCCGCUGGUACUUUGCCGGCGACAGUAACAAAUGCAUGCCCUUCUACUUUACCGGUUGCGGUGGCAACGACAACCACUUCGUUUCGCGCGAUCGUUGCGAAGAGCAGUGCCCACCGAAGGUUGAGAAGGACAUUUGCUUCCUGCCGGCGGAGAUUGGUGAGUGUCAGAAUUACACGGCCCACUGGUACUUUGACACCAAGGACGAACGGUGCCGUCAGUUCUACUACGGCGGAUGCGGUGGCAAUGGGAACAACUUCGUCGACGAACAGGCCUGCAUCAGCCGGUGCAUUGACGAGUCGCCGUCGAAGCCGGCGGAAGUUCCCCAGCAACCUCCGGCACAACCGGGUCGUACCGAUCCGGAACCGUUUGAUAGAAGCCAUUGCCAGCUGCCGAUGGAUAACGGCGAUCGUCAAUGUUCUCCGUACGUGGCGCGCUAUUACUACGACCCGCAGUCCGGUAGCUGUGCGGUCUUCACCUACACCGGCUGUGGUGGCAACGGAAACAACUUCCAGAGUAUGGUUGAAUGUGAGCAGAGCUGUGGCACUACCGACCGUCAACCGGUCGAUGUCGAUCUUCGGGGUCCCACGGAGCAGCGACCAAGCAAUGGUAGUCGCUGUGAGGAACCGCCAGAGUUCGGUGAUGGCGAUGGAGAUGGCGAGCUGAUCCUGUUCUACUACAACGCCGAACGUCAGUCGUGUGAGCGGUUCCGGUACAGUGGUGCCGGUGGUAAUGCGAACCGCUACAACUCGGAGGAAGAGUGCGAACGGGUCUGUGGAGUAUACCGAGGUGUUGAUGUCUGUAGAGACCCGGUGGAAUCUGGUCCGUGCGGUGACUUCAUCCCACGGUACUACUACGACUCGCGGGCACACGCCUGUUACGCCUUCAACUACAGUGGCUGCGAAGGCAAUGGUAAUCGUUUUGCAAGUGCAGAAGAAUGCGAGGGAACGUGCGUCCAUCAGCGACCGGGCUACGAGGAUGCUGACAAACUAGCCAUCUGCAGCCUGCCCGUUAAGAAGGGCGAUAACAGAUGCAGAGCAAGGCCCGGGAAACGGUGGUACUACAAUCCGCUGCUGGAAACCUGCUUUGCCUUCCGCUACAGAGGAUGCGGUGGCAAUCGCAACAAUUUCCCCUCGUACGACAACUGCCGCACGUACUGUAGCAUCGAAUCAAACGCGGUGAAUCCUUGCGAGCAGCAUGAACACGAAUGCAGCCGGCUCCAAUGUCCGUACGGUAUCGCCAAGUCCUACGAUGCGGCCAACGGUUGCGAAACCUGUCAGUGUAAUGAUCCAUGCGAAGGAUACCACUGUCCCGAUGGUAGCGUGUGUGUGGUGAGCGUGAAGAACACGGGAGCGAUAGGCAGCGGUUCCGAGUUUGUUGGAGAAUGCCGACUAUCAAACAAGCCGGGCGACUGUCCAGCGCUGGGCAACUCAUCGCAGUGCACUCAGAACUGCUACUCGGAUGCCCAUUGCCGCGAUGACAAGAAGUGCUGUCAGGCGGGUUGUGCGUACGUCUGCAUCAGUCCGGUAGAUCGGCCGAUGGUUCCUACUGCGCCGGUGCGACCGGAUGUGCCGGGACCGACCGUGCUGGAGGAAGUGCCUCAGGAGGAGUUGGACAUCAAGUCGGAGGAGGGUGGCAUUGCGACGCUGCGUUGCUUCGCCACCGGUUUCCCGCCACCUUCCAUUCGCUGGCGCAAGGGACAAGUACAGCUCAACACCAACCAGGGACGCUUUGUGCUGUCCUCGACGGGAGAUCUGCAGAUUGUGCAGCUGCAUCGUACCGACAGCGGUACCUAUGUCUGCAUCGCGGACAACGGUAUCGGCGAACCGGUGCUGCGGGAAGUUACGCUCACAGUGCGCGACCCGGUGCCAAGGGAUGCCUACAUCGCCGGCAAUCUGAACGAUUCGCAGGUGGUUGAGCUAGAUCAGCCGGCCACACUGCGGUGUGCGGCCGGUGGCCACCCGAAACCGAUCGUUAGCUGGUGGCGCGAUACGUACAUGAUGCCGCUGAAGAUGGUGAACCGUGACUAUUCGCUGCACAUUGAACGCGUCCGAUUGCCCGAUCUGGGCCCGUACGUGUGCCAGGCUUAUUCCGGUGCCGGCAAGGGUAUCUCGCGUACGGUCACCCUGUUGGGCUAUGGGCCGGCUACUCCGGAUAGUCCGGUGGAUGAGCACUACCUGAAGUAUGUUGUGCCCAGACCGAGACCGGUACCGUCGGUGCCGGCCGAUCGCUAUCCGUCACGGCCACGGCCACCAAUCGUUCAGCCACCGCCGGUUGUCGUUCGUCCGCCAGUUCCGGUGACGGUGCAAAUGUACUUCCCGCAGGGACGUGACCCGAUGCCAAAUAGUAACUUCACGAUCAACUGUACGGUGGACGGAUAUCCGCGGCCCACGGUGAACUGGUUCAAGGAUGGCCAGAUGCUGGUGCCCACCGACCGCCUACACAUCACCGACACGAACCUGCUGUUUGUGUCCGGAGCAGUGCCGGCCGACAGCGGCCGGUACAAGUGCCUUGCGAGGAACGAAUUGUCGGAAGCAUUCCAGGAGCACAGUAUACGCGUCGAAGGCGUGUACGUACCACCCGGCUGUACCGAUAAUCAGCUACUCGCCAAGUGUGACCUGAUCGUCACGGGACAAUACUGCAACCACAAGUACUACGCUCGGUUCUGCUGCCGGUCGUGUACGCUGGCGGGACAGAUAAAUGUAGACAAGCGUUACCGCUAAACAUGCGCGUGCCAUAAAAGAAAUUAAAACAAGGAAUUUAGCAGCAUGUUGCAACCACAAGCCAUCAUUGUACAACACAUUCUCUAUCUCGAGACAGCCAAAAAAAAAAAACCGAACAACAAACAGCUACACUUUCGCAGCAGGGCACAAAAAUGAAUUGCUUUACGCAUCUAUUUAUUUGCUGUUUUUACAAACCCCUCUCCGGUACUAGCAUGGCUCGCAUACGCAGUGUGCCGUUAGUAAGGUCCUCAUCAACAACAAUAGCGCUGGUGCCAAUCGUUACAACCGGCUUGCUUGAGCGGUAGCAUUUAAACCAAAACCUCGAAUCUGGUGCCGAACGUUCGUGCCAACCAUUGUAGUGACAAAUGUUUACAAGUAGUACUUUAUAUAGUUCAGUCGUUGUUAAGGUUAAUAUCGAUAAGGCGUAGCCAGUGGAGUUAUAUAGAUCAGUGUUCAGCUCAUCAAUGGUCUACAACCACCAGCACCUCAGCAUUACCUAACCCCCCCCAAAUACGCAAACAAACCCGGUACAAGGACAACUCAUUCAAGUUGGUUGAAAGAAAUCAACAUCAGCAGAACAUGGCGAUAGCAGCAGCAAACGCAAGUGGACAAGAAGAAAUGAUGGACAAGAAAACAGCUAAUGGACCUGCAUGCACUGUAGCACAUACACAAAAUGCAUUUCCCGCAGUAGUGUUUCCUUUCCCUGUUGCUUACUGUAAAUAAUUUAUUGUCAACAAUCAGAUCCUCCUCCAUCGGCUCUCUCUCUCUCGAACACACUCAAAAGCGCCACUGUAGAAUUGUAGCCUGCCGCGUGGAGGUACAGUGAAAUAGAACAGAAUAAAAAAAAUAGAACCUAGAAUAAAUUCGAUU